AAAAGUUCACACUCCAUGCUAUUAUUGCUAUCUAUAAAUAUAGCAGUCAUCAAGUUGCUCUGUAUCAUAAAAAAAGAACACAACUAGACCAUUUUAUAAUACACAAGUUGCACAAAUGGCUGAUCAUCAAUUCAAUCCAGACAUACAAAAUUUUACUAACUCACCAUUUUCUUUAUUAAACUUCGAUUCGAAUAUCAAUUUCAUGAACCAGUUUCCAGAAAUGACAAUUCCUUGUUCCUCAGAUAUGUCAAGUUUCAAUAUACAAAGCUCAUUGGAAUUUUCCCAUGAAAAUAUUUUUACUCAAGUAGCUGAAUUUCCAGGAAGUUUACAAGAAAUUUUUCAAGGAAUUAAUGAAAGCAAAAAGAGGAAAACUAGUGAAAACCCAGAAAGUAGUUCAGCUUAUUCAUCCCCUGCAGUUUCUGCCACUGGAAAUAAAAGGAGAAGCAAUAAAGGAAGAGGAAAGAGAGUGAAAAGUGAUGAGAAACCAGGAGAUGUGGUCCAUGUUAGAGCCAAAAGAGGCCAUGCAACUGAUAGUCACAGCUUAGCAGAAAGGGUUAGAAGAGGAAAAAUCAAUGAAAGACUGAGGUGCUUGCAAGAUAUUGUUCCAGGGUGCUAUAAGACAAUGGGCAUGGCGGGAAUGUUGGAUGAAAUUAUUAAUUACGUGCAAUCCUUGCAAAAUCAAGUGGAGUUCCUCUCCAUGAAACUUACUGCAGCAAGUUCAUGCUACGAUUUCAACUCAGAAUCAAACAUUCUCGUGUCACUACAGAGAGCAAAGGCAUAUGAAGCACAACAAAUGCAAAAGAUGCAGAAAGAAAUUGGAUGUGAAGGGUUGUCUUCAAAUCAAGCUGGCCCUUGUGACCAUAAUUUUGGAAGUUAUCCCAUGUUGCCAUACAACACCUGAAGAUUCUCCCCAAUUUUCCCUUUUUUCUGAUUAAAUUUUUAAUCAAGCUUUUUCCCACUUGGUGCUAUACAUUUGUAAUCUUUGUACACAUUGAACAUUGAGAAAUUUAUAUAUUAAUAUACUUAUAUCAAGCUCACUCAGCUUUUAUGUGGGUACUUAACCAAAA
This is a messenger RNA of Lycium ferocissimum, 1067 nucleotides long. Its product is annotated as transcription factor BEE 3-like. Gene Ontology annotation, molecular function: DNA-binding transcription factor activity; protein dimerization activity. The coding region runs from base 116 to 901 and encodes 261 amino acids. Gene Ontology annotation, cellular component: nucleus. The record is from RefSeq and is a predicted model, not a curated record. The transcript is spliced from 6 exons. Lineage: Eukaryota; Viridiplantae; Streptophyta; Magnoliopsida; Solanales; Solanaceae. Gene Ontology annotation, biological process: regulation of DNA-templated transcription.